AUGACGAAGGUGGCAAUAAUCGGUGGAGGUCCCAGUGGUUUGACUUCUGCUAAGGCUUGCCUUGAGGCGAAUCUGGUUCCCACCGUGUUCGAACGAGACCUGUGCUUGGGUGGGCUGUGGAAGGCCGGCAGUGGGGGGCGCGUCUGGAGUUCGCUCAAGACUAACCUGUCCAAGCACACGUGCUGCUUUUCAGACUUCCGAUGGCCCGUGGACACGCCGGACUUUCCCUCGUCAGAAGCACGGCUCAGGCAGUACAUCGAGGACUACGCGGCACACUUCGACCUGGCGAAGCACGUCCGCUUCGGUGUUUCGGUCACCGCUGCCGUGCCCUGCCUCGCUGCCGAUGGUUCUCCGAGAUGGAACAUAACCUUCACCUCUACAACACAUCGCCGUUGCGCGGCAAGAGGAGACCAACGAACAACCGAUCCAAGCGUAACUGCGCAGGAAGACGUAGUCCAGCGAACAGAGACGUUCGACAAAUGCAUCAUCGCAUCAGGAAUUUUCUCAGAACCUCACUUCCCACCGGUGGAGGGGAUCUCGGAGGCGGUGGAGCAAGGCUGGGCCACGCACGGCGCGGCCUACCGGGACCCUGGAUUUUUCGGGGGAGAUUCGGUGCUCGUGGUGGGGUGUGCGUUCAGCGGGGCUGAGAUCGCCAGCGCGCACGUGGGAGCCAGCGCAAGGCGGCGAAGCGGGGAUGACUCAAGCUCGGACAAACGUGGGAGCGAGAAGCAUCCUGACAACCCCCGCUGCACGCAAGACACUCCUCCUCAUCUGGCUACCGCCAGCCCCAGGGUCCCGCUAGACCUUGCGCUGUAUUCUAGGCGGGCCAGAGCCGGCAGCAAGCUUGCACCCGCGUCGGAGAAGCUAGAAAGUUCGCGGAAGUUUCUGGUGGAGCUGGCAGGAAGGGACCCAGGGGACGCGCACGAGGCGUUACGGCUAUCGCAGGGAAGCGAAAACAGCCACGGCUCGGAGUCCGUGUCUGUGCGCGUUGUGGUCUCAGACGACUUCCUCGACCGGGUUCGGGACGGCUGCAUCGAAAUUCGACAAAGGUUGGUCGCUCUGGACACCACGGAAAGAACGGUUCGAUUCUCGGAUGGAAAGGUGGAGAAGGUGGACCACGUGAUUUUAUGCACGGGACUUCGCCCGAGUCUCGAAUUCCUGCCGGGAGACGUGCUGGGUCAGCUCGAACACGACAAGGGUGACCUCCUCCAGCCCCUGAUCCUCCACCUCCAGGCUUGGAACCCUUCCGUGCCCGACCUCGGUUUCGUCGGCGUGUACCGAGGCCCCUACUUUGGGGUCAUGGAGCUCCAGGCGCGGUGGAUAGCUCGCAUGUGGAGUGGUGCGGUGCCAAUGCCGACAGAGACGGAGAGUGCAGCAGCCUUGCAAGAGAGCCGGUCAGUAAGAACAGUGAUACCUCGGCCUCAAUUUCCGACGGACUACGUGGACAUGAUGGAAGGUCUUGCUGGGGUGGCCGGCUUGUUGCCAAGCAAGCGCAAAGACUUGUCGUCGUCGCCGUCUUCUGCAGUUUCCCCCGUCAACUGCCUGGGCGAGAUUGCCGAUUCGGAGGAAUUCGUGGCCAUGAUGCGGUCACAGCGCCCGCUGUCGGGUGCAAAAGGCACGGCGGGACGGGAGGGGGGGUCGGAGGAAGGGGACGCGAUAGGCGUGCUUAACGAGCGGAUGUGGAGCGGGCCCCUCCUCCCUUGCCACUACCGCCUCCAACACCUUGACGGGCGGGCGUCCCCCUGCGAUACCACGAACGUCGAGGGUAGUGCAAGGGCGGUUGAUUUCUCCAGCCGGGCGCACUGUACGAAAAGCAGGCAUGAGGUUAUGCGCGAGGCCAUCGCAGAGAUUGGAGAGGUCAACGCUAAAUUAGAGACAGCGUACAGAGCUCGCACUUUUCCAUAG
Ectocarpus siliculosus is the source of this 1905-nucleotide messenger RNA. The record is from the annotation of a GenBank genome assembly. NCBI's taxonomy places the organism in Eukaryota, Phaeophyceae, Ectocarpales, Ectocarpaceae.